UCCCUCUUCGGAUGCUUAUCGAGGUCUCUCUCUCAGGACUCAGGAGGGAGAAAGAGAUCGCGAGAUCUCUCUUUGAUUAAUACAACCAUGACAUGGAACCACUGCUUUUUUGCGUUUCUCUUCUUCCUCUCGACGAGCUUGGCGACUUCGAGCUUCAUUUCAGACAAUGUAUUUGAAUCUCAUGAAUCGACAGGCCGGACCCUCCUUCAGGCUAAAAAGAGUUGCACUGUAAACUUUGAGUUCCUGAACUACACAAUAAUUACAAGCCAGUGCAAAGGACCCAAGUACCCCACCAAGCUCUGUUGUGAAGCCUUACAGGAAUUUGCAUGCCCCUAUGCAGAGCAGUUGAAUGACCUCACCAAUGACUGUGCAUCGACCAUGUUCAGCUACAUUAACCUCUACGGAAAAUACCCACCUGGUUUAUUUGCUAGCGAGUGCCGAGGUGAUAAGUUUGGGCUUACUUGUGAUGCACCACCACCAGCUGAAAACGUCAUUGCAAAUGGAGCUCUGAUUGUCCAGACAGUACCACAUUUCUUACUGCUUUUGGCUGGGUCCCUAAUAGUACUAAUUCAGAUGUUGUGAAGCCCUGAUUAUGGUUAUCAUCCGUACUCUCCUGCCAAUUGGACGGUUGCGUUUGUUCUGUAGCUUGUUUUUGUGUUUUGUUUUUUUGCCUUGUUGUAUUAUUAUGUAUCAAAACAGUCUUACUAGAACCGAUUCUUUGAUUCACAUUGCCCCUUAAUUAUGUAUUCGAUUCUUGCGUAAUCAGUUCCAUACACAUUUAUUACUUAUGCAGUGUAUCUUUUAACCAAAGGAUCAGUGGCUGCUCUUGAA
Messenger RNA from Telopea speciosissima, 831 nucleotides. Its product is annotated as GPI-anchored protein LLG1-like. The transcript is spliced from 3 exons. The record is from RefSeq and is a predicted model, not a curated record. The coding region runs from base 88 to 582 and encodes 164 amino acids. Lineage: Eukaryota; Viridiplantae; Streptophyta; Magnoliopsida; Proteales; Proteaceae.